AUGCAGGCAGAAGUGGAUCGAGGGCGUGCUGAAGCGGAAAACCUCCGUCAGCAGCUGCGAGAUCUCAGAGCAGAGCACUCAGCAGCUCUGAAAACGUCAGAUGAACGAGAAAGCACCAUCACCCUCCUGGAGGAAAACUUGUCGAGUUUGAAAAGUCAGAUGGAAAUAGAGAUGUCGAAGUUGGACGGCAAAGACCAGGAAAUCGCUGAGCAUACCAUUCGAUGUGAUGAACUGGUGGUUAGGCAACAGCACUUGGAACGAGAACUUGAAGAACAACGCGCUUCCACGGCUGUAAUGUAUGACGAGAACAAAGCGCUUCAAGACCAAAUCAUGCAGUUACGCAGCGAAAUCGAUCAGCUCAACGACAAAAUCGAUUCUGCCAAUCAACGCGAAGAAGAGUUGAAAUCGCACUUGGAAGAGACAAAGCAGUUGAACACCUCACAGGAGCAAAACAUCCAUAAACUGAAGGCUUCUGUGAGGGCGAUGCAGGAGAAGUUG
Molecule: messenger RNA, 498 nt
Organism: Cooperia oncophora
Lineage: Eukaryota; Metazoa; Nematoda; Chromadorea; Rhabditida; Trichostrongylidae
Source: the annotation of a GenBank genome assembly